Molecule: messenger RNA, 486 nt
Organism: Pseudonaja textilis
Lineage: Eukaryota; Metazoa; Chordata; Lepidosauria; Squamata; Elapidae
Source: RefSeq, a predicted model, not a curated record
UUAUUAGCGGCCUGUUUUUCUCACAGGAUCCGAGAGCCUAAACCGCUUUCCCUUGAAGAAAGCGAAAGGCGAACUAAGCUUUUGAAACAGUGGGCCGCCUAUAAGCAACGACAGGACCUGGCCGAGAUGGACACCAUAAAACGUCUCGUUGCUGCCCAGGAACAGGCUUUAAGGGAAUUGCGCCUGGAGUCGGAAGAGCUGUAUCAGGCAGCCAUUCUGCGGGACGAUUGCUUGUUCCCUUUCGACAGGCAAGAACCCCUGCACACCCCUCCUCAGGCUACGUACGAAGCCCCUGAAGGAAAAUGCAACGAUCUCACAAGAACAUACACAUAUUGAUUUUGGGUUGUGGGAAGAGCGACACCACCAGCCAGCGUAAACGUGCUAAAUUAUGUCCUGCCUGACCACUGGCUAGAUCUCAAGCACCCAUCCAGUGUAGCUGUUUGAUAAACCUACCAUUGAGACACAUAGAUCAUACAGGAGUCAGUG